Molecule: messenger RNA, 2305 nt
Organism: Exaiptasia diaphana
Lineage: Eukaryota; Metazoa; Cnidaria; Anthozoa; Actiniaria; Aiptasiidae
Product: octopamine receptor beta-2R
Exons: 2
Coding region: 798-1778 (326 amino acids)
Biological process (GO): G protein-coupled receptor signaling pathway
Cellular component (GO): membrane
Molecular function (GO): G protein-coupled receptor activity
Source: RefSeq, a predicted model, not a curated record
GAAUUUUUAAUCAUCGAAACAAGACCGUUGUUGCUUGCUGUAGUUUAUAGUUUAGGUUUCWACCAAUCAGGUGGAUGCUGGCGGKCACGCCCCAAAUAGAUGAACGCAUAAACGCGGUUUUAGUGAUUUUGAACGUUUGCUUUUUUCAUCAAAUCAAGUGAUUACGAAAAAAAAAUCUAUUAAAAUUGUAACCAGACUCACGAUAAUUGUGAGACGGACCGCAUACUGCCUUCACCUGGCCUUACAUAGAAUGUUUAUAGUUGGACUACUCAUCGAUACUAGACAGCACUGGCAACGUUAAUGGACAUUCGUGUUACAAGGCGAGUCAUCGCGUCAGACUGAAAGGUUAUUAAAAUACAAGACGUGACAAAAACGUUCUCUGACAACUCUCUUCGCUCCAUGGUCUGUAGUCGAUUACAUCUCGCUGUAAAAACCAAGUAAUACAUCAAUCUCCACUACCAAGUCUUUAUGCGCCAUUGAAACAAGUCACUUUAUCAAAGUAGUGUCAAACAUCUAAAACGCGCGGGUGAACCACUUAUAUCCUGACUUUAUCCUUCAWUGUGAUUGGUAGUCACUUUGGUUAAAAAUAUCAGUAAGCCCAGUGUCUAGCGCAACAGCAUCGUCAAUCAACGAAGAUCGAGAUUCGACUUCAAGUGAGUCCACUAUUCUUGUCAUAGAAUAUUAGUGAAAAUUUUCCACUUCUACACAAACCUGUGAUCGUUURAAGGAAGACCCGUGGGUUACUCAACCACUUUAUAUCACACCAUAGACAUUCUCUUUUUCGCUGAUAAACGGAAAUGUGGGAAUUGGGKACCGGCAAUUCAUGGGCUCUCGGCGUCUUAGGAUUWAUMAUAACAGUGGAAAGUCUAGUUGUGUGCUAYAUGGUGUACCGUUAUCGCAUCCUACGGACUUAUACCAACGGUUUUGUAGUGUCACUUUGCUUAUCAGACAUUUUGUUCGGCGCUGUCCUCCUGCCUGUCAUGAUCCAUAACCCCGCUUCACUACAAACUGCUUACCUGAUCGCUGGAAUCCUAAUGGCUAAUGUUACMAACAUGUUUGCAGUAACACUGGACCGUUUUCUCGCCGUUAUGAAGCCCUUGAUUUAUCAUGUCACUAUGUCGAAACACUUCACUAAAAUUUUAGUCAUAACCUGGGUWCUGCCAAUUGGAAUAACUCUUAUACCAAUAUCUUACGAUGGAGAUCGCUCUAACCCAAUCCACAGGUACUACUUAUUCGGSAUUCUUAUUAUCGGUAUCUUAAUCCCGUACAUAUGCAUCUUGGUGGCUUAUGUCAUGAUAUUUAGAGAAGUAUCGCGUCAAGUUCGCAAUCUCGCUAAGCUACACACUUACAGACUUCAUCCCGACGCUGUCAAGGAGGGAAAGAGAGUAACUGGUGAAGCACGCAUGGCUCGGGUUUUUGCCAUCAUCUCGGGAGUUUUUGUGAUAACAUGGCUACCAGUUGUGUAUAUGACAACCGUGGAGGCAAUAGAUGCUAGUAAAGUUCCUGCAUUAGCACCAGACAGUCUUGUCAUAGUUUCGUGGUAUACUCUAUGCUUGGGCUCGCUUAUUAAUGCUCCGAUUUACGCUCUUUUCAAAUCCGAUUUUCGCAAAGUUUUCCAAAAACUUUUACGUCUAAGAAAAACAAGGUUUCAAUAUAUGCAAGAAACAUCUGGCUCCUUUAUUCCCGCUCACAACAUGUCUGAACGAUCAAAAAAGACUGAAAGUGAUAGCAAUCAAAAUGAAAACGAGAAGCGGUUGCUACCACCGAAAUCUCCCUGAUUUGCUGGCAAAAAUGAGGAGAAAAACAAGAGGAUGGUUAUAAUGAUGUGCACCCUGCAGGAAUGACGACCUCUUGAGUCAUUUCACGGUCAAUUGUWCGUUGCCUGGGGUAGAUUCCCAACUACGGCGACGUGAAGUAGAGAAACAAGAAAGAGCAUAUUGUACGUUGUCGAGAUAAACCAAAUGAAUUCACUGUUAGUUGCAUCGAUGAGUUCUAUUUCUGAUAAAAUAUUAGUUUUAAUGUAAACUAUCCUUCAUUAACAUKCCAUCAAGAUGUAAMAAAAAGGAACAGAUAGCAGCGUGCAACCAGGUUGCGUGGAUUAUUCGCGUCCAAAAGGCACUAGUUAGGAAUAUUUACAUGCAUUUAUUAUUCUUAUAUGUUUAGUGGUUAUUAGCAGGCUGUUUUCUUAAACUACUCUUAUCAGGAUAAAACGUCUAGGGUUUCCCACCAUGUAAAUAAGGCCACAUGUUGCACAGUGUACGAUGGUGCUUAAAAUUUGCUAAUAAAGGUGUAUAUGAAACGAUGA